Molecule: messenger RNA, 201 nt
Organism: Adineta steineri
Lineage: Eukaryota; Metazoa; Rotifera; Eurotatoria; Adinetida; Adinetidae
Source: the annotation of a GenBank genome assembly
GCUGUUACACCACAAUCAAAAUUACAAACAAAUGAUUUAAAAUCUGGUAAAGAACAUCGAAGAAUAUCAUCAUCAUCAAAACUUUCAAUAAAUAGUUCUGGAACACCGACAAAUACUAAACGAACAACAUUAUCUACGCUUAGUGUAUGUCGACAAUUGUCAGACAAACGAGUCACAGCACUCAGAUCGGUUCAUACAUAA